AUGGCGGUCCAGUCUAAGGAAGACCCUUUGAUGCUCAUCUACAACCACUAUCGCACUCUCCUGCGGUCACGACCUCGAAGAACCCCGAAAUCCUUCAGAUUCGCAGCCACUGCAGCCCUCAUCAUCUCCAUCCUCUCUUCCAGCUAUGGUGGCUACAAAUGGUGGCAGCGGAGAUCGCAAGACAAAGCUCAAGGCCGCAAACUCCUGAGGAAGAAUAGCGGUCUAAGAGGAAAGGGUGGCGAGCGUAUCAUCUAUGUUCCCAAGGGGAAUACCACCUCCAAAGUCAUAAUACAUCCCACCCGUCCUACUACCUUUGAUGCUCAUCGAAGACUGUUUUUGACUCCUCCACGAGUCACACGCAUCGGGAGUGGUGCUUCCACUCCAGCAUAUGGCCCUCCGCCUCAGACAAAACCAGGCCUCAACCUGGCAUUUCUCCAUCAGUUCCUCAGUUUGUUGAACAUUAUGAUUCCCCGAUUUCGAAGCAAGGAGACUGCUCUGCUACUCAGUCAUGGCGUCUUUCUGAUAUUGCGGACAUAUCUGUCUUUGGUCGUGGCCAGAUUGGAUGGUGCCAUUGUUCGUGAUUUAGUCGCCGGUCAAGGCAAGCCUUUCCUUAUGGGCAUUUUAAGAUGGCUCUCAGUGGGUACCCUAGCAUCUUAUACGAACUCCAUGAUCAAAUUCCUUCAGUCCAAGAUCUCCAUCGCCUUCCGCACCAGACUGACGCGGUAUAUUCACGACCUUUAUCUCAAUCCCAACCUCAAUUACUACAAACUCACCAAUCUUGAUGGCGGCGUAGGACAGGGAGCCGACCAGUUCAUAACUCAAGACCUCACCCUCUUCUGUACCGCUGCCGCAUCAUUAUACUCUUCCUUGGGCAAACCUCUGGUCGACAUCUUUGUAUUCAAUUAUCAAUUAUAUAGAUCUCUCGGACCCUUGGCGUUGACAGGCCUUCUAUCCAAUUAUUUCGCCACCGCAACCCUACUUCGACGGCUCUCCCCGCCAUUCGGGAAAUUAAAGGCCGUGGAAGGAAAAAAGGAAGGUGACUUCAGAGGUCUCCAUUCUCGACUCAUUGCCAAUGCUGAAGAAGUCGCUUUCUAUGGUGGUGCGGAUGUCGAAAAGGUAUAUCUGAAUAGAUCAUUCAGAGAGCUCAGAAGCUGGAUGGAAGGCAUUUACAAUGUCAAGGUCCGGUACAAUAUGCUUGAGGACUUCAUCCUGAAAUACUCCUGGUCGGCUUUUGGAUACGUCAUCACCUCUAUCCCAGUCUACCUUCCAGCAUGGGCAGGACUCGAUACAUUACUCGAGAUUCCCGGUUCGACAGCUGCUGAAAUCUCCGAAUCAACCCGCGAACGGUCUCAUAUGAAAGACUUCAUCACCAACAAACGCCUAAUGCUCUCCUUGGCGGAUGCUGGUGGUCGAAUGAUGUACAGCAUUAAAGAUCUUUCUGAAUUGGCAGGUUACACGUCGCGUGUCUAUCAGUUAAUUUCCACAUUACAUAGAGUCCAUGCUAACGCCUAUGGUUCACCCAAUCACCGACGCAGCCCGGGCCGCUUUGAAUUGUAUUCUCUGGCAGACGUUCAAGGCACUGUACAUGCAGGCUUUGAUGGCCUCAGGUUAGAGGAUGUUCCGGUUGUCGCUCCCUCGCUCUGGCCAUAUGGUGGUGAUGAAUUGAUCGAAUCUCUUUCCUUCGUCGUCCAUAGUGGCGAACACCUCCUCAUCUCCGGCAGCAACGGCGUAGGCAAGUCAGCCGUCGCCCGUAUCGUCGCAGGCUUAUGGCCAGUUUAUCGUGGACUUGUUUCGCGACCGAGAUCCAAUGGUCAAGACGGAAUAAUGUUCCUCCCACAACGCCCAUACCUCAGCAUCGGCACCCUCCGAGACCAGGUCAUUUAUCCACACACUGAACUCGACAUGCGUGACGCCCAAAGAACAGACCACGAAUUAGAACGAAUACUAGAAGAUGCUAAACUCGGACACCUAGUAGCACGCGAAGGCGGUUGGGAUACACGGAAGGAGUGGAAAGAUGUUCUUUCCGGCGGUGAGAAACAGCGCAUGGGUCUUGCAAGGCUAUUCUACCACGAGCCGAAAUACGCAUUUCUCGAUGAAGGCACUUCCGCCGUGUCCAGCGACGUCGAAGGCCUGCUGUACGAGCGAUGCAAGGAGAAAGGAAUAACCGUCGUGACCAUCUCGACACGAGCGAGUCUGAGAAAAUACCACACUUUCAACUUGAUACUUGGGCUCGGAGACGAAGGCUAUGAUUGGGAAAUGGUGCGGAUCGGGACCGAGAAGGAAAAACUCGGGCUCGAAAAGGAAAUCGCCGAGUUGAAGGAGAAGCUCGCGAUGGUGCAGCAGUGGGAGACGAGGAGGAAAGAGAUCGACGAGGAAUUGGGCAAGGUGCUCGUUGUGGGGAAGAAGGAGGAGUUGAAAUCUCCAGACUAUAUUGCUAGCAGUGGUGAAAACAAUGACGCCGAGCAGAAUGCACGGGGUUCAGGCGAAAGUUCUUCUUGA
Messenger RNA from Exophiala bonariae, 2499 nucleotides. RefSeq lists its product as uncharacterized. Gene Ontology annotation, biological process: peroxisome organization; long-chain fatty acid import into peroxisome; very long-chain fatty acid catabolic process. Gene Ontology annotation, molecular function: ABC-type transporter activity; ATP binding; long-chain fatty acid transmembrane transporter activity. The transcript has a single exon. The record is from RefSeq and is a predicted model, not a curated record. Lineage: Eukaryota; Fungi; Ascomycota; Eurotiomycetes; Chaetothyriales; Herpotrichiellaceae. Gene Ontology annotation, cellular component: peroxisomal membrane. The coding region runs from base 1 to 2499 and encodes 832 amino acids.